AUGAGAUUGUGGCUGGUGGCACUUCAUAUAGUGCUGGUUGGGACAAAUUUAUGGGUAACUGCACACUUUCAAGAAGAUCUUCCAGAAGACAAUGAAUUUGCAGAAUUUGAGGAUUUUGAAGAAGAGCCUAGUGUUCCGGUACAGCCUGUCGAUGUUCCAGAACAAUUUGAAGAAGCAGAUAUAACUCAGGGGUUUGAAGAAGACGACGUUUUAGUCGAGGAUGGAGAUAGUGAAUUUGAUCAUUUUCAAGAUGAAGAAGAGUUCGAAGGUCUGGAUGCAACAGGUGCAAGCCCUGGCUCAAAACCUGAUGAACCAUCCACUUUAACAAUUACAAAAGUUCCAUUGCAUUUACGAGCAAGAUGGGACAGUUUCUAUCUGGAAAUACUAAUGGUUGCUGGACUUUUGGUUUACUUUAUAAACUAUAUAGCUGGUAGAUCUAAAAACUGUCGUCUUGCUGAGUCAUGGUUAGCUAAUUACAAGCAACUGCUCCUAGAUAACUUUUCACUGGUUGGAGACAAUGGGAAGAAUAGCGAAGAAACUACAGAAAGUGAUUUGUUUAAGGAGAGUGAAUCCCAGUACAGUCUCUACUGUUCUGGCAGAGUAGGAUGUGAUUCACUGUUAAUAGAACUAAAAUUAAUCAAGAGACAAGAUCUAGUAGCAGUUUUGGCGCAAUUAAUUAGGCCACAAAAUGAUCAAGCCCAUUUAAGAAUCGAAUUGGCAAAGGAUGAGGCGGAAAACUUUGUUCUGGCUAUAGCAGCGAAGAGAACAGCCAUGCAUUUAGCAAGAGAUAUGGCAGACAUUAGUGUAUAUUGUCCAGAAAAAAGACCUGGAGAAAAGUUUGGUUUACCAGCAGGAUUCCAAAUUAUGUCAGAAAUUGCAGAAGCUGCCUCAGCUAUUCUGGACACAAGAGUUCUUCAAGCCUUCAACAAAUAUGCUCCAUACAUUGACUACAUCCACAUCAGUGAUCAAUACAGUGGGCCCAAACAACAAGAAGAUGCAACACAAUUGACCAUGCCUGAGGUCAAGAAAGUUCUUUUAGUAGGUCUUAACAUAAGUAUCAAAGGGCGUAUGCCUAAUGCUGAAACACAAGAACAAAUGAGACCUUUGCUCCAAUUGACAUUCUAUCUUAUAGACAAAUUGCGUCGUUUUAAGCUUUCUAAGGAGGGGAAAAAUAAGGCUGAAAAAAAUCGUUUACGUGUAGAGGAGGCUUUUCUAAAAACGACUCAUGCUGCACGGGCUGAGGCUGCAGCACAAAGACGAGAGGAGCGUCGUAGAGCCGAAAAAGACCGCAUCCUGCAAGAAGAGGAUCCAGACAAACAAAGAAAAUGGGAAGAGAAGGAACAACGUAGACUGGCAAAGAAACGAGCACCUAGAAUGAAACAACUUAAGGUCAAAGCUUUGUGACCCAACAAAAAUGAUAGUCAGUUUAUGAAUUCUAGAGAGCCGUAAGUUUUCUUUAUUUUUUUUUGUUGUUCUCUUUAACCCAAACACACAGUAUGAAGAAGAAUGGGUUUAGUAGCGAUCUCUUCUACGGAAACAUUUUGGAAAAGUUUAAUGUACCUUUGAUGGUACCUGGAUAGGGACAUGAGUAAGUCAUUUAAGCCUGAUAAGUAACUUACGAAGUAAUUUGACGUAUGGAGCAAAUAAUUUCUUGCUCAUACUCAAAAUAGUGAUUUUCACGUUGUUGUCAAUUUAUAUGUAACUACCAUUACAGUAUACUACUGCCAAUUUAUGAUUUUAUCGUCAUCCGAGUGUCAAGAUCUUUGACAUGAUUUUUUCAUACGAUUGUGAUAUGAGAAUUAAAAAAAAUACUAGAAGCAUAUUUAAACUGCGGAACCAUUACGUUCUUAUUAUUAUGAAAAUACAAGGAGAUGGCCCUGUUAAUAAAAAACUAGUAGAAUAGAAGCAUUUAUUGGUAUUUAAAAGAACAAUCCAUUGCAUCUAUCAUUGAAUUCUCAACUAUUACAGUUGCCAAGGCAAAUAAAAACAUUGUUAUCUUUUUGAUACUAAUUAAACGUUCUUAUCUAUCUGUAACUCUUGUAGGAACAUUGAUUUUUCUGCAGGAGUAUGGUCGUCAUUAAUAUAUUUAAAGUCUUUUUUCCAAUUAAAUCGACAAGUACCCCACCUGAUACAACUUACUAUCUUAAAAGGAAUUUGAAUUUUCUAGAACCUUCUCUGCGUGCAUAUACAUUUGUAACAGUAAUGUGCAUGUAUAAUUUAUUGUAAAUAACAAUAAAUACUCUUACUCUGUAAA
Messenger RNA from Cephus cinctus (wheat stem sawfly), 2254 nucleotides. Its product is annotated as coiled-coil domain-containing protein 47. The coding region runs from base 1 to 1404 and encodes 467 amino acids. NCBI's taxonomy places the organism in Eukaryota, Metazoa, Arthropoda, Insecta, Hymenoptera, Cephidae. Gene Ontology annotation, cellular component: endoplasmic reticulum. Gene Ontology annotation, molecular function: calcium ion binding. The transcript is spliced from 3 exons. The record is from RefSeq and is a predicted model, not a curated record. Gene Ontology annotation, biological process: endoplasmic reticulum calcium ion homeostasis.